This is a messenger RNA of Opisthorchis viverrini, 3251 nucleotides long. RefSeq lists its product as hypothetical. The transcript is spliced from 10 exons. The record is from RefSeq and is a predicted model, not a curated record. The coding region runs from base 25 to 2871 and encodes 948 amino acids. NCBI's taxonomy places the organism in Eukaryota, Metazoa, Platyhelminthes, Trematoda, Opisthorchiida, Opisthorchiidae. Gene Ontology annotation, biological process: homophilic cell-cell adhesion; heterophilic cell-cell adhesion. Gene Ontology annotation, cellular component: adherens junction.
UCACAUCUAUGAAUAGAAAUAAAGAUGAAUAUCAGAUCCUUACUAUGUGUAUUUGGAUCACUACUGAUCACUGUUCAGUCUUGCCAACCCGGUUCGGAUGGCCAGUUCAGUCAACUUGAACUGGGCAGCCCAGCAAAUGUUACCGCUCCGCUGGGCAGUGACAUACAGUUCAUUUGUUGCGGUGGCACCAGAUGGACAUACGAAAAUAAAGAUGAGUACCUCACUCGUGAAAUCGGUCCACAUCCGGACGCGGCCGGAGCACCGGACAAGAUAUCUGCUCCGCAUCUGACGGUGGUGAACGUUGCCCAGGAAACGAACAUGGAUACGCGGAAUGCGGUACCGACCACGGUCUACACAAUGCACGAUGACAAAGGGCGCUUGCUGUUGAUUAUCAAUAACGCGGACAUGCGCGAUAUGGGACAUUAUCGCUGCCAUGGUCCCACUGGCGUGCAGGACGCUUUCCUUGUGGUAACGCCGGAAAGAUACACGGAUGAUCAAUCAAGACCUGCUGUGAUCGAGCAUGGUUCGUUGAUUCCACGACACGUUAUGUUUUCUUCAGAUCAGUUGAAUAAGGUAAUUCUGAAUUGUCCCAUCACCGAUCGAUCGCAUGUCAUCCAAUCAUGGUUGUGGCGAGAACCCAUACUCCCAAGUUCAGAGGAAUUCUUGAAGGUUCCUCAGGGCAAACCACCAAGCCGUACGGUGACAGCCAAUCGGGCAGGGCUGCACGAGGGAGGGCAUGUGGAAAUCGGUCCAAAUCUGGCCUGGGCCAGAAUAGUGGAUCCGCUGUCACCAGAGGCCCCGGUCAAACUCUGGUGUCAGUUUGAGAAACCGGUGGCGUGGGAUAACAAGGAACCUGUGGUCGCCUACUACGUGUUGGACUGGGAAUUAUAUGAGCCAAUCGCGCCGAAAGUAUUCCUAUUGCCUUUACAAGAAUGGAGCCCAACUGGUGUUCCCGGCUUACAAGCACCACUCGGAGACGCAACAGUUAUAAUUCAGACACCGCCGUCCCCGUACGACGUCAAUCCUGCAGUGAUCUCUCAUCAGAUUGAACAGGCCGAAAUGCAACAAAGGUCAGGCGCGAAGGUCAUUGUAUUGGAACACAAGCCAGCACGGUUUGUUUGUCGUUUUCGAAAAAUCGAUCGAAGUGGCCUGGCACAACCUGAGGUGGUCGAACAACGGUUGCCACCUCAACAAGUCUACUGGUACCGUGGCGGCCAAUCGGUACAUGUUCCUCCAUUUCACGUGGACAACAGUCUAGUCACCGCGUCCGGACUGUCUAUUCUUGAUGUGAGGUCAUACCCAACCAUGUCAACGCGAGAUGGCGAAUUGCAAAGCUUUCAAGUACCUAGGGAAACGAUCACCUGUGCUGUUACCAGUGAGGUGAAAAGUGACCCAGUCUACAAGGUCACAACCAACGCCAGUCUGGACAUCGAGGUCAUAUUGGUACCCCAGAUCAUCAACCGGACAUUGUUACUCGCCGAACGAAGUCUAGAAGAUGCCGUAAAGUUAACCUGCGUUGCUGUGGCCAACGGGCCCCCAGAAAUGAUACUGGAAUUCAGCAAGACCGGUUCUGAACAGGAACGUAACUCCACAUUGCAAUGGCAACCGGUUGAACCGAGAUAUGGACUGAGUAUGCGACACAUCCCACCGGACAGACAAAUGCCAACAGUUCACCGUCUGGUACUUGAUAUAUCUGAUGUACGCCGAACAGAUCAUGGACUUUACCGAUGCACGGUGUGGAACCAAGCCGGGAGAACACAAGCCACCGGCCAAGUUCUGGUUCGUUCUCCACCGGAACUCAGCAUAAUACCUCAAGAGACAAAUUACUUUGUCGGGCACAAACCGUGGAUUGCUUCUUGUCACGUCACAGGUUAUCCGUUGACGCGAUCACAAACAACACCACAAAACGUCGCUGAAGAAGAGACCACCCCUGGUGACCAGGGCUCAAAGCAAGCUGGUGUGAGUUCGGAAGGUUCAGCCGCGAAUUCAUCCGUUCAAAUGAAAAUUAUGACGGUUGAAGGCGAACGCAUGGAUGGGGUGGAGAUUAACCUGAUAAAAUAUGAGGCGAACGACUUUCUAGGAAUAAACGCAACCUACGAAGUGCAUAUGAAUCAACGGUUUGGAAACGAAGCCGUGAUCCGAUGCGAGUACACACAUACCGACAAUCGUGUAGUCUAUCAGGAGCUGUUCCUACGCGAAGCAACAAAACCACCGGCGCCGAACAUCACUCUGCUUUGUGCCGGUCCAAAGGCUGUGGUGUUUGGUGUGACCAAUCCACGAGUGCACGAGGGCAGCCUUCUUACCGAACGUAUAGUCACUCAGAAAGUGAUAUUCGCUCCGGCCAAAAACGUAUUCUUCCACAAGCCGACCAAUAACUUUCUACGCAUUUCCGUAUUUUUGGCCGAUCCCUGUCCGUACGGCGGUGGAGCGCGUGCAGAACUCUCCGAUUUGCUCGUGCGCUAUCGACAAACCAUGGUGAAUCAAAGUGAUCCGAGCAAAAGCAGUCUAGUUGGAGUUGGCGAAUGGACAGAAAUGCAAGUAUGUCAAAAUCUGAUGGGUCUGGACAAGGCGGAAAAUUCUGCGAACAGUGCGGGGUCGGACGAGGAGCAGCUUGGGAUCAAAUGGGCCGGCGACACGCCGAUACCCUGCGAGAUUCCAGUAGAAGAUGCGGGGGAUAACUAUGAGGUCCAGUUGGCCACGCGGAAUCGAUUCGACAAAUCUGAUUGGUUCACAGCAAUCUAUCGACCAUCGCAGACCGUACAAUCGGCUUCUCUAUGCUACCCAACUUGUACGGCUGCGCACGUGAAUCCCAAGUUCCUGAUUGGUUUAGUUGUAUGGUUCAUUUCACAAAUCUUUUGGAAUAUUGUAUAACUUUUGUUCAGUAAUCACGGACGUCAAGUUUAUUCAUCCUUAGGUCUCCUUAUUCUAAGACGGUUUCCCUUUAGAAUUUUAAGAGGUUUCGAAAUUUCAAAAUCUGAUCAGUUGCAAGCAUUUAAAAAAGUUAGAUAAUCUGUGCCACCAAAAAGAUUUCUCGGUCAUUUCCAGACGCACACUUUUACAAUCCUGUUAUUGUUAUCGCCAUCUGUAAACAUUUCAAUCCAUCAUCCGAUUAAUUUGUGCUCAACAAUCGUCUUUAGCUUUCGACUGUGAUGUUUCUUUCCGUUGUUCUCUGUUUGUCCCCGAUAUUCUAUCAUUUCGUGUGUGCGUGUGUAUGCUUAGAUAACGAGAGUCCAGCUCUACUAACGUUGAUG